CUUAUAUGCGGAACUAUUCAACUUGCCUCGUUUGCCAGCCACGUCUUUGAAUCAAAAACAACUCAUUCGACUGGGUGGUUGUUCUAAUUUCUUAUACAUUUAUAAAAGGGGCAUUUUGGGUUUGAAUUAAUCAUCACGACUGUGAAGAAUGAAUGAAAAGACUUCGUUGCACUUGUUGACCGCUGUCCUUUUAACAGCCGUUGCUGCGGGAGAAACGGUUAACAUCCCGGGAGGUAGACUGCUGAUGGGAACUAAUGCGGCGGACGGGCGGGAUGGAGAAUCCUCCAUCAGAGAGGUGGAAAUACAACCUUUUGGGAUGGACAAAUAUCCGGUAACAAAUGCCCAAUUCAGAGACUUUGUGAGAUCACAGAAGUAUAGAAGUGAAGCUGAGACAUUUGGCUGGAGUUUUGUGUUUCAGGAUUUUGUGUCAGAUGAGUUAAAGAGCAAAGUCACUCAGACGAUUGAGUCUGCUCCUUGGUGGCUGCCAGUAGAGAGAGUAUUCUGGAGACAGCCUGCAGGACCUGGUUCAGGCAUCCGGGAGCGUCUGGACUUUCCUGUGGUUCAGGUGAGCUGGAAUGAUGCUCAGGCUUUCUGUAGGUGGAAAGGCCACAGACUACCCACUGAGGAGGAGUGGGAGUGGGCCGCACGUGGAGGACUGCAAGGUAGGACUUAUCCAUGGGGGAACAAGUUCCAGGUCAACAGAACCAACCUGUGGCAGGGACCGUUCCCAGAUGGUGACACAGCAGAGGAUGGAUAUCAUGGCCUCGCCCCCGUCACAGCGUUUCCUCCUCAGAACAAUUACGGACUCUAUGACAUGAUGGGCAACACAUGGGAGUGGACGUCCAGUGUUUUCCUAGCAGCAAAGCAAAUGUACGUGCUGCGCGGCGCCUCCUGGAUCGACACCGCCGACGGUUCGGCCAAUCACAAGGCUCGGGUCACAACCAGAAUGGGAAACACUCCUGACUCUGCAUCUGAUAACUUGGGAUUCAGAUGUGCUGCCAGCCAUGGACAGAAAACAAACAAGGACAAGGCAGAAUUGUAGCAACAUCUACAUGAAUGAUCUGAUAGAUUACAAGUUGGAAAAUAAAUCUAAAGGACAAAGUUAGGGUUGAUAAAUGUUUACUUAGUGAUGGAAGCAACGGGAACAAAAAAAGCUACAACAUAAUACAUUUCUCCUGUGGAGAGCUGAGAACCUGUUUGAUUUUAUAGAUCUUGUUUACAAAAAGGGAAAAACAGAAUACAAUAAUAAAAGUUGAUUCAAACCAUUCCACAGUUUGACUCCACAGAAAGCUUCAAAAGAGCAUUAGCUUCCUUUAUUUCAUACCUGAAUUUUUUUACUCUUCAAUAAAUGUUAUAGAUCUGGGGAAUCAAA
Molecule: messenger RNA, 1372 nt
Organism: Oryzias latipes (Japanese medaka)
Lineage: Eukaryota; Metazoa; Chordata; Actinopteri; Beloniformes; Adrianichthyidae
Gene: sumf2
Product: sulfatase modifying factor 2
Cellular component (GO): endoplasmic reticulum
Source: RefSeq, a predicted model, not a curated record